AGCUAGUUCAGACAUGGCGGAUUCCGCGCGGAUGCAAAUCGCGCGGUUCUAAACGCAAGUGUUCAGACAGGCGCGGAUGUACAUGCGGAGUGCCGUUAUUCGCAUAGGGUGACAGUCCAAUCAUGGAAGUCGAAGAAGCAAUAUGUGUGUACUUGUUGCUCCGUAAAAAAGAAAGAAAGAAGAAACGGCAGUAUUGGGUGCAUCCAAUAUUACGCGAUCGGUUUACUCAUGGUCAGUUUCAGACUUUAUAUCCAAAAUUAAGAAGUUUUGAACCAAAAUUCUUCAAUUAUUUGAGAAUGUCGAUAAAUUCAUUUGAUGAAUUAUUAGAAAUGAUGAGUAAACAAAUUGAAUCUAAUGAUACCCAUAUGAGGUCAAGCGUGUCCCCAGAAGAAAAACUCGUGAUCACAUUAAGAUAUCUGGGUACUGGUUGUUCCUUUGGAGAACUACAUUACAACUUUCGUCUUGGCAAAUCUACAAUCACAGGAAUUGUCCGUGAAGUAUGUGAAACUCUGUGGGAAAAAGUCACAAAAAACGUCAUGCCUGAACCCAGCGAAGAUAUAUGGAAGAAAAUAGCUAAAGAUUUUGAAAAAUAUGCAAAUUUUCCCAAUUGCAUAGGCGCCAUAGAUGGCAAGCAUAUAAGGAUUACAAAACCCAAAGAUUCGGGUUCUUUGUAUUAUAAUUACAAAACUUUUUUUUCCAUAGUACUGUUGGCACUUUGUGAUAGUAACUAUUGUUUUACUUUCAUAGAUAUCGGAUCUUACGGAAAAAGUAGUGAUUCUGCAAUUUUUAAAAAUUCAGCAUUUUAUAAAAGGUUAAUAGAAAAGUCAUUACACAUACCAAAACCUAAACCAAUAUCUGAAACAGAUCCUAAACCAUUGCCAUACGUCAUAGUUGGCGAUGAAGCGUUUGGUUUAUCCGAAAAUGUAAUGCGACCCUAUGCAGGUAAAGGGCUAUCAUAUGAAAAAAAAAUAUUUAAUUACAGGUUAUCAAGAGCUCGACGUUUUAUUGAAUGCACUUUCGGAAUUCUGGCAAACAAGUGGCGCAUUUUUCAUAGGCCUAUAAACGUGAAUAUAGACUUUGCCGAAGACAUAAUAAAGGCCUGUUGCGUGCUACACAAUUUUGUUAGAACUAGAGAUGGUAUACAGUAUGAAGAUACUUUACAUACUGCGCCAAUGAGUAAUCUUAUUACAUUACAUGCAGGAAGGGGUACACCAUCAUCAUUAAACAUUAGAGACAAAUAUGCUAAUUACUUUGUGAAUGAGGGUCGUGUAGAAUGGCAAGACACGAAAAUAUGAAAUUAAAAUUGUUACAGUUCGCGCCAAAUAACUAAACUCAAGAUGGCGCGUCGCGUUGGUGGGUUGUACAUAUUACAGUUAAUAGCUAUACGUUACUGUGGUAACGUGAUAGUUUUCCCGCGCUCGUUACGUACCGCCAAACAACGUUAUACACAUUUCAGUUAUUUGGGGUGGACUGUCUAUUACAAAACAUGUAAACUACCCUGGUAAAAUGUAUAAUUAAAUGUCUACUGACCAAAAAGAACCUUCUUUUCCAAAGAAUCCUCAUUUUCUCCAAAAAUCUCCACCAGCUCCUGCCAAGCUCCGUUUUUAAUCGUUUUGUUAGAAUAUUCUGCACAUUGGAUGUUCCACAAAGCAGGUCUUUUUUCCACCUCAUCGAUGAAUAGCUCGGUGUCGAAGCGAUCCAUUGUCACCGUCCGAUACGCGCGGCUUCCGCGGAGCAACUGAACGCCCUCUAGGUACGUCAAGUAAAUAAAACCGAGCGGCGACCGCGCGAAUUCAUUUUCUCGGUUGAGCCGCGCGGAUUGUCAAUCCGUGCGGACAGGUAUGAACGAUUUGUAAGGCGCUAAUGUAAUUAGGAUCCGCGCGGUUCAACCGCGCGAUUUGCAUCCGCGCGGAAUCCGCCAUGUCUGAACUAGCUCUAAGAUUCCGUACGCGGAAAAUAAAUCUGUACAAAAUAUUCGCGCGAAUUUGACACCGCAAUUUGUAUCAAUUCACUUUUUCCGCGCGAAUUUUGAAUCGCAGUGCGGGCAUCUCUAUAUUAUGAUUGUAAGUGUUACGAAGCGUCAAUGGCGAAAACAAAUCGUGCGAUUUUCAUUCGCUGUGCGGGCUAGCUCUAACAAUAUCGAGAAUUUAUGGCAAACGCAAUCUCUAGCGAAAAGCGAAUUUUACCAGUACAGUACGAUAAUAGUAGUAAGCGCAUGCGUACGAGGUUUUAUUUACCUAUUUAAGUUUGUGUGGAUGUGUGCAACACGGAAACUUGGCGUUUGCGUCGCCAUGCCUGGUUCUUACCGCGAGUUAACAAUGAAGCCGUGAUGGUCCUUGAAGUGAAAACGCGAUUUGUUUACCUUUUAAGUCGGCCAAGGCAAAAUAGAUUAUAAUAUAUUAUUAUGUAUAUUGUUUUAGAUAUCAGUCAUACCAAAUAUAUAGCAACCCUAAUACAUGUAAUGGUUUUAAUGUAAAAUGCAUUAUCUGGAGGCUAUAAUUUACUUAAAAAUUCACAUAAAAUUAUACACGAAUACAAUGUGACGUCCCCUGUGUCUCAUGAAUCAUGAAUUUUAAUUUUAUUCAAUUGAAAAUCAAUUAAUAAUGGCAAUAUUAAUUUUGUUACUUUUUAUAAUAUUCAUUUAUUCGUUAAGGUCUAGCAAACACUAGCAGUAAUUGUAAUUAUUGUGGAUGAAUUGCAUAUUGUGUAUGGAUCGACAUCAAGUUUAAUAGUCUUCGGUCGAAAUACAAUAUUAUGUUAAUUGAA
Molecule: messenger RNA, 2766 nt
Organism: Maniola jurtina (meadow brown)
Lineage: Eukaryota; Metazoa; Arthropoda; Insecta; Lepidoptera; Nymphalidae
Product: protein ALP1-like
Exons: 2
Coding region: 123-1295 (390 amino acids)
Source: RefSeq, a predicted model, not a curated record